AUGUCGACCAGAGCUGUGAUCUGGCUUUUGGUGUGAAUAGGGCUUACAGUGGGAACAGAGGGAGAGAAGUGGGGUGACAGGUUUUAUCAACAAGAGUUCUGAUUUGGAGACCCCAAGAAGUUUGAUAAUAGGAUUUUUGGCAUGGAAGAGAGGGAGAAUGGGGUGUUGGGGAGUUUGGAGAGAGAUAAUGUGGAGUUGUUGGUGAAGUACGUUAAUAGUUACCAUUAUUCGGGAGAGGCUGAGAUGGGGACGAGUUAUAUGAUAUCAGGAGAAGUUGGAAAUUUGAGGAGCACUGAAAUUAACAUAAUCAGCCUGAUGCAGAAUGAGACCCUUCCUGAUACUCUGUUUAUUGGCUUUGGACUUGAUAAUCAUGAAAAGGUAGAUAAAGAUAACCCUCUUGUCUUCAAAGUUAUUGUUGCGGUCAGAAAGAAAGAGUCAAGCUCGCUUAGUUUGGAGCCAUUAUAUCACAAAGGGUUAAAGAUACAUUCGUAUGAAUCACUUUGCUAUUACUGUUCAAGUAAGAUCCAAGACCCAGCUCCAUGAGUACUAGACAUGACUCUAAAGACUUGGGGAGGAUAUAAUGAAAUAUCUGCUAAAACUCAAGUCCACUCAAAAAUGAUUAUUUCUGAGCUUCAAAAUACAUUUAAAGCAGAUUUAAAAGGAGGAAGUGCUUAUGAACUGAGCUAUGGCUUUCAUUUCUUUUUCUCCUUCAUUCUGCUACUUCCUCUUAUCGGACCUAUCCUCAUUCCUCUUGGACAUAAUUAUAGGCUAUUUGAUCUUCAAAGUGGAGAUUUUAAAGAAAGAUCCAUAUUUUUGACAACAAGGGUUAUAUUUUACACAUAUGCCAUAUUUACUAUAAACAUGGUCUGGCUGAGCAUGUUUGGAGAUAAUUCAGAUGGUGCACUCUUCAUGCCCGCUCUAUUGAUUCUGAUAAUAAUGGCUAACCUAGUGGCAUCAUUCUAUGUUUUACCCUACUCAAUAUUGUUGAUUAAUAACUUUAUAGAUUUCCUAAGCGGGAAUACAUCUGAUUUUGGUCCAUUGCCUUGUUUGACCUUAUUGAUAUUCACCUUGCUGUACCUAGUCAUCACAAUAUUCCUCCCCUUCAAAAACUUCAUCUUCACAAAAUCAGCCUACGCCUUCCUCACUAUACCCCUUCUCGCCAACUUCAUCCUCAAUUUCUCCAUAAAGACCAGACAAAACGACCAGUACAUUCACUUAAUCGUGGCUGCUUACAUCACUCUGAUACCAUUCACUCCUUAUGGACCAUUCUACUUCUCUUCAACAGAUUACUACUGCGUAGUGGCUUUCUUCAUCUCCCAAGUAGCUUUAGUUACACUUAUCCGUCAACAAGGGGUACAUGGGAGUAGGUUUAUACUUCCCGACUGUUUUAGGAGGAGGUAUUAUGAUAUUUUUAAGUUCAGAAUUUCUGUCUUACCUAGUGAACAAGAGGCCAAGGAGACUUGUGGGGUGUGCAAAGGCUUGUUAGCCGAGCCUGGGGUAGAGGAUCAGAAUACUCCAAAACCUUUUAAGUUUGCACGAGUCAAAGAUGAGCCAAUGAUAUGUUAUAGAUUGCUUUGAGGGCAUAAAUUUCAUCAGAAAUGCAUUCUGGAAGAGCUGAAGCAAACCCAGAAAUGCCCUACAUGCCAGCAACAUAUAGGGAAGGAUUAUUACAUGGAUUAAAACUGUUUUCAAUAA
This is a messenger RNA of Moneuplotes crassus, 1695 nucleotides long. The record is from the annotation of a GenBank genome assembly. NCBI's taxonomy places the organism in Eukaryota, Ciliophora, Spirotrichea, Euplotida, Euplotidae.